AUGGUACCAAGUCUACUGUCCGCCGCCUUUGCGGCCACGAUAUUCGCAGGCACAGCGCUCGCUGGAGCAAAAUGCACAAAAGAUAGCCACUGCCCUCAGGACACUCCCUGCUGCUCUCUAUACGGCGACUGCGGUGUCGGCGCCUUCUGCCUCGGUGGCUGCGACCCCCUCAUGUCACACUCGUUCGACUCGUGCGUCCCCGGCCCUGUAUGCAAAUCUGGAACAUAUUCGCUAGACAGCCUGGACGAUGUGCAGACCAUCGACAAGUACCUGGGAGAUGCAUCCAAGAUCAACUGGCAGUCGCAGGGCAUGCCCACUAUCUACACAGACCCCAAGACCAAGGAGAAAUCCACCCUCUUGACCAUGGCACAAGGCACAGUCGGAACACUUCUGGCCUCUACCUACUACGUUUGGUACGGCAAGAUCUGCUCCAAGCUGAGCACCGCCCAGGGCAAGGGUGUUGUCACCGCCUUCAUUCUCAUGUCGGAUGUCAAGGACGAGAUCGAUUUCGAGUGGGUUGGUGUAGACACAGGCCACGUGCAGUCCAACUACUACUCGCAAGGUGUCACAGUGUACACCAACGGCGAAAACCUUACUGUACCUGACUCCAACACGGUUGAAUCCAUGCACGAAUACUGCGUUGACUGGAAGGAAGACACCCUUACAUGGUCUAUCAACGGCAAAACUCAACGCACCCUGGAGCGCGAGUCGACAUGGAACAAGACAUCUGGUCGCUACUCCUACCCUCAGACACCUGCCCGCGUCAUGCUCUCCCUCUGGCCCGCCGGUCUACCCACCAAUGAAAAGGGAACAAUCGAUUGGGCAGGAGGUGAGAUUGACUGGAACUCGCCCUACAUGACCAACGGAUACUACGCCGCCCGCUUCUCAGAAGUCACAGUCGAGUGCUACGACCCACCAGAGGGCGCCCAGAUCAAGGGCAAGAAGACGUACAAGUACACAGACGAAGCUGGCACCAACAACACCGUCGCCAUCACCGACGAUGUAGUCGUCCUGGGCUCGCUCAUGGGCACAGGCGAGAACCCGGGUGAAGCCAAGGACAACGACGACUCAAAGGCUACCGAUGUUGCCAUGGUACCUGGUGGUAACCCUGGAGGCGGUGCCGGUCGAGAAGUCGAGCAGACCAGCACCGCUGCGAACCCUAACUCUCCCGCUGCCGAAACCGGUUCUUCUAGUGGUGCUACCGCUGAAGGCCAGUUCAUUCAGGGUGGCUCCAGCAUGGGUGCUGGAUCCGUUGUCCAGCCUGGUCUGAGCCGUAUGGGUGGCUCCGUCUUUGCCAUUGUUGUCGCUAUCGUCGGACUCAUGGCGUUAUAG
Messenger RNA from Alternaria burnsii, 1332 nucleotides. RefSeq names its product cell wall glucanase. Lineage: Eukaryota; Fungi; Ascomycota; Dothideomycetes; Pleosporales; Pleosporaceae. Bases 1 to 1332 code for a protein of 443 amino acids. The record is from RefSeq and is a predicted model, not a curated record. Gene Ontology annotation, cellular component: fungal-type cell wall. The transcript has 3 exons. Gene Ontology annotation, molecular function: glycosyltransferase activity; hydrolase activity, hydrolyzing O-glycosyl compounds. Gene Ontology annotation, biological process: fungal-type cell wall organization; carbohydrate metabolic process.